Pyrus x bretschneideri (Chinese white pear) is the source of this 1695-nucleotide messenger RNA. Its product is annotated as inositol-tetrakisphosphate 1-kinase 3. Gene Ontology annotation, cellular component: cytoplasm. The record is from RefSeq and is a predicted model, not a curated record. Bases 588 to 1250 code for a protein of 220 amino acids. Gene Ontology annotation, molecular function: inositol-3,4,5,6-tetrakisphosphate 1-kinase activity; inositol-1,3,4-trisphosphate 6-kinase activity; inositol-1,3,4-trisphosphate 5-kinase activity. Gene Ontology annotation, biological process: inositol trisphosphate metabolic process. NCBI's taxonomy places the organism in Eukaryota, Viridiplantae, Streptophyta, Magnoliopsida, Rosales, Rosaceae. The transcript is spliced from 10 exons.
AAAAAAGGGGAUAUUGUUUGUUGCUAUUGAUCAUAACAAGCCCCUUUCGGAUCAAGGCCCUUUUGACAUAGUGCUGCAUAAGCUGUCUGGAAAAGAGUGGCGCCAGAUUCUUGAGAGUGCUUCUCUUUCCUUCGUCAUGAAUUAUGACUGUAGUUGAGGUCGAGGCCUCAAGCCAGCAAGUGAUGAUGUUUCUACUUCCAUGGCCAUCUAGCUGAGUUUUUCAGGUUUUCUAAGCAAUUUUCUUGUGGAAGAUUCGUGAUUCUCUUCAAUGGGUUCAUGUUUUCAGGGUAUAACUUACCCUCACUGUCAGCUGAAUGGGAGUUAGCGAACUUGAUGUGAUGUGAGUGAAUUUAGAUUUGGUACACCUGCUUUUGAGUGUCUAGGGCGCUAUAAGUUCUAGGAUAAGGUGUGCAAAACACCCUUCUUCAAAAUCCUCUUUCAGACGCUGGUUGUGAUGGCUGGUCCAACAUUUGGGUGCAUUUAGAUUGCUGGCCAUCGAUUAUACACUGGACUAUAGGCAAACACACCCAGAAGUCACCGUUCUUGAUCCUCCUGAUGCCAUACAACGUUUACACAAUCGUCAAUCCAUGCUCCAGGCUGUUGCCGAUUUGAACUUGUCUGAUUCUUAUGGCAAAGUUGGGGUUCCCAAACAGUUGGUUGUUAAAAAAGAUGCAUCAUCCAUCCCUGAUGCUGUUACAAAUUUUGGGCUGAAACUACCCAUUGUUGCGAAGCCACUGGUCAAUGAUGGAAGUAAAAAGUCACAUGAAUUAUCACUUGCUUACGAUCGGUACUCUCUCCAAAAGCUUGACCCUCCUCUUGUUCUUCAGGAGUUUGUAAACCAUGGAGGUGUUCUUUUUAAAGUCUAUAUAGUUGGUGAAGCUAUAAAAGUUGUCAGGCGUUUCUCUUUACCGGAUGUUACCAAACGAGAGCUCUCCAAAACGGCUGGAGUAUAUCGUUUUCCAAGGGUUUCUUGUGCUGCAGCAUCAGCAGAAGAUGCAGAUCUGGACCCAUGCAUUGCUGAACUUCCUCCGCGACCAUUACUUGAGAAACUUGCCAAGGAACUUCGCCGUCGACUGGGUCUGCGAUUGUUCAACUUGGAUAUGAUCCGAGAGCAUGGGACCAGUGAUCGGUUUUAUGUCAUUGACAUUAACUACUUCCCAGGGUAUGGAAAAAUGCCGGAAUAUGAGCACAUAUUCACGGACUUCCUCUUAAGCCUGGUGAAGGGGAAGCACAAAAAGAGAUCUGGCUGAAAACUUUUCCAUCGACUCUGCUUCAAGGUGACAGUCUUAACGCAGAUAGCAGAGCACCUCAAUAAGAUUCUGCAGGGCAAGGUUCCGUCCCACGUACAGUGACUGGUGUGGAUCCCUGCCGAUGGCUGAUGGAGGAUGGUUGUCCGUACAUUCAAGCUGCUAACGGGAGAUGUUCAGCCUGGAAUAAUGCUUCAUGUACAGAGUUCUCAUAAAUCUAACGGCUCUGUUUGUUGGUCGUUUUCUUCCUACUCGCUUGCGAUGUUGGCAGGUAACGUAAGCAGCUGCUGAUUACACAAUCACAUAAUUUGUCGGGCUUUUUAUGUAGGACGGGCAUAUGUCCCUGCGAUGUAUCAGUUUAAUUUCGGAUUUAAUCUGCAUUUUCAUUUUUGAAGCUAAUAGAGAUCGAAAAGAUGCAAAUCUAGUAUCUUUUCGUUGCUUUAACUGA